AUGCCGGGAGCCACGUCGGACUCCGCCGGCGGCGGCGCGCUGGUGCCGCUCUCUCCGGAAACCAAGCGGUCUCCCGUCUAUCCCCUCCGCCACUCCGUCGGGCCUCCGGUUUCCCCUCGAGUCUCCGUCUGCUGGGCGCGCGGCAGCUCCCUGCGCGUCUCGAUCUUCCAACAGCGGUCCCCCCGCGGCGAGGGCGACGCCGGCGGGGAGGUCGUCGAGGUCAAGCUCAACGGCGGGGACGGAGAGAUCAGCGACGCGCAGUGGAGGAGGAUCGCGUACGGCUCGAUGUCGCCGUUCGCGAUGCUGCAGAGCCGGAGGAACUCGGUCUCCACCUUGUCGAGGAUAAGCCCGUCUCCUUAUCACGUGGAUUGGUGGGAGUUUGUGAUGGAGUACAGCAAAGACAUAAAUGCACUUCUAGGUGGUCCAGAAUCUACUCCUGCAUCGGUUAUUGAAGAUCCAAAAACAGUUGUGAAGAAAAGUGAGAAGACGGCGUCUUUGAAAGCUGCGUGGGAGUUGAUGGAAUUGUUUUAUGUUGAUAAGCUAUCUCAAGCAUGGUUACCGGAGCGGCUUACUGAUUGGUUGGCUGAUUAUGAUAGCCUAUUCUCUGGCUCUUGUGCCACAGUCCACUCUAAACUCGUGGAUUUCCAAAAUGAACUUAUAAAUAUUCAGGUUAUUGAGGACAAUCCUACGUACUGGGAAGUGAUAGGGUCAGCACUUGCAGUUGGCUGGUUAGAGAUUGUUGUUAAAUUGUUACAUCUCCACUGUUCUUACCAACUGGAUCAGCUUAGUAGUCGUGAGACAGAGAAUGGACUGGUAGAGGCAGUUGCUGUUCUUAUCUCAAAAAUGCCACGCAUGCGACUUGAAUUAGGAGAUGGAAGAUUAGGUGAAUGCUAUAAAGCUAAACCUGACUUUAUUAAGGCUUGGGAGAAAUGGAGGUCACAAAUUACCAAGCUGGACUGCAGUGCAUAUUGGAUCCAAUGUCAUCAUCUUCAGACAAGAGAAGGCUUGAAAAAUUUACUGCAAAUAAUGCUGGGGAACACCAACAGUCUUUCAUCUGCGACCUACCAUUGGCUAGAGCUAUAUGUUUCUCACUUCUUAUAUGUCAGGCCAUUCACAGUGGGUCUUGAAAGCAUGCACGGCCUUGCGCAAAAAUGUAUUCAGUUGAAACCAGUGCCUAGAUCCCAGAAGUUGAUGGGACUUCUUCUUGGAAUUCUCGGGGAAAAUACAGAGGUUGUAUUAGCAGAAUGCUCUAAAGAGUUUGGCCCUUGGAUGGUUGCACAUGCCAUAGAGUUGAUGACUGCUGGGAGUGAUGAAGCAGAAAGUCUUUUGUGUGAAGAGCAAUAUAAUCUGGGGGAGCUCUCUCUACAGGAGCUCCAUCGACUGGUCUAUGCUCAAGUUCUCUGUUCUCAUGCAUUUACAUGGCAGAUUGCUCCAGUUUAUUUGACAUCGUGCAUGAAGCAGGGAAUGGGCUUGUUAGAGAUUUUAUUGUGUAAGCAGCCUGUUCAGCAUAAUGAACUGCUACAUAAGAAUUUAGAGAUUUGCCGUUUAUAUGAACUUGACGAUGUCAGCUCUCAUAUAAUGAAGAUUGCUGGUGUGCAUCACUGGAAGCAUGGCCGAAAAGGUGCUGGGGUUUUUUGGCUCCAACAAGCUCAGGAUGAAGUUCGUCUUCAUAAAAUUGCUCAACAGUUGUUUGCUUCUGUGGGAAAGUCUAUUUCAGAUGAAAGUUUCAAGCAAUGGGAAGGUCUCAUUGAGUUGCUGGGUUCCGAGUCUAAAACUGCUGGAGGGCUUGAGUUUCUGCACAAGUACAGGGAUUUCAAGAGGUCUCUUAAGCACAUUCAUGAUGGAAAAAACAUAGAGGCUGCUCGGCAAGCUGUCGAGUACCUUAUGUUGCUUAUGAAAAACCCUUCUACACCUCAACGAUUUUGGCUGCCUCUUCUGUAUGACUCGUUGAAGUUGCUGAAUUGGCAGGAUCGACCUUUGUUAAACGUUGCUCAGACCAACCUUCUGUUGAAUAGACUGCAAGAGCUAUCCAUAGCAAGGCUGCGUCCAGAAUUUGUUGAAGCCGAUUUGCCAUCUCAAGCCUUAAGCUCCGUAAGGCUAGCCCUUGGCACAAACCUUGGACGUGCUAUUUUAGAAGAAUGAUAGUGGCAAUCCAUGGGUGGUUUCAUCGCUCAAUGUACAUAUAUUUGGAUAAUCUUCGCCCACCACCAGACCUGCUCUCGCCUGGUCCAUCUUUUGCGCCAACACGCAGUUGCGGAGCCCAGUCAGGGAUUUAAACCACUGAGUACAUGUUGACUUUUGUGUAAGGCUUUGACUGUAAAUUUUGUAAUCAUAAUGCUGCAUUAAAUCGAGUGUAUAAAUCGUAAUGCUUCCAAGUAUGUUUGAUUUUUCGAUGAGAAAAAAAAAUUACA
Molecule: messenger RNA, 2411 nt
Organism: Eucalyptus grandis
Lineage: Eukaryota; Viridiplantae; Streptophyta; Magnoliopsida; Myrtales; Myrtaceae
Product: nuclear pore complex protein NUP85
Biological process (GO): protein import into nucleus; positive regulation of DNA-templated transcription; mRNA export from nucleus
Cellular component (GO): nuclear pore outer ring
Molecular function (GO): structural constituent of nuclear pore
Source: RefSeq, a predicted model, not a curated record